AUGCAGCUAUGUUCCGAUGAGCAGAUCGAAGAAUUUUGGCAAAUGUUCACUCCAGAGGACAUUAAGAGGGCUUUCUUCUCUCUUCCAAGAAACAAGACUAGUAGACCGGAUGGCUAUUCAGUGGAGUUCUAUAUUCUGCUGGCAUCGCGACUUAAAGAGAUUCUUCCUCUGAUAGUUUCUAAGUCUCAAUCAGCUUUUCUACCGGGGAGGCUACUGGCAGAAAACGUUUUGCUUGCUACGGACCUCGUUAAUGGCUACAACACUCAAUGCAUCUCUGUGCGUGGUAUGUUUAAAGUUGAUCUAAGGAAAGCAUUCGACUGCAUCAGAUGGGACUUCAUCAUAGCGUCCCUGCGUGCCCUCGCAAUACCUGAAAGCUUCAUCAGGCUAAUCUCAGAAUGCCUCUCUACUGCCUCGUUCUCCAUCUCCAUUAACGGUGACUUGGGUGGGUUCUUUAACAGCACCAGAGGUAUUCGCCAGGGCGAUCCCCUGUCACCAUACCUCUUCAUCCUGGCUAUGGAAGGUCUAUCGAGACUUCUCGCCGCUAGAUACGAUAUGGGAGAUAUUGGAUACCAACCAAGAACUGAGAACGUCAAGAUCUCCCACCUCAUAUUUGCAGACGACGUUAUGGUAUUCUUUGACGGUUCAAGCAACAGCCUGCACGAAAUCUCUGAAUGCUUUGAUGACUUAGCCUCUUGGUCGGGCCUGACUGUGAACUCCACCAAGACGGAACUCUUCACCGCGGGUUUGGACCGAGGGGAAUCAUUAGCCAUAGCUCGCUAUGGAUUCCUUUCUGGUGCCUUCCCCAUUCGGUAUCUUGGCCUCCCUUUGGUUACUCGCCAGCUAAUCAAGCACUUAGGGCCUCUCGGUCCUAGAGCCUUGCGAGUUAGAGAUGACGCUGUGGUAGCGGACGCUAUCAAUGGUGCAGUAUGGACUUUACCUCAUCCCCGCUCUCAGCAGGAAGUUGAACUACACACUUACGUUACUACUAUUACUUUUCCUUUAACUCAUGAUAUUGAUGAUUGCUAUGAAUGGCUUGCUGGUGACUGUCCUAUUCAUUCUUUCAGCUCUUUCAAUACAUUGAAAGCGUUGAGACCCAAGAUGGAGGUUAAAGAUUGUCAUGAUGUGGUCUGGUUCAAAGGAGCGCUACCAAAACAUGCAUUCACCAUGUGGACGGCAAACUAUGAUAGGCUGCCAGCGAAGGCCAGGCUUGCAGGCUGGGGUAUUCAGAUUUCUCCACUUUGUUCCUUCUGCUCAAACGCAAUCGAAACUAGGGAGCACUUGUUCUUGGCCUGGGCUACAGGCUUGACGUUUGGAGUGAGGUCUUCGGUAGAUGCCAUCCUCCCACCUCGCCACUCACAAAUUGGGCUGAGCUGCUCUCUUGGAUACGACAGCCUCUUUCUAAAAGUCUUUUUCUACUUGGGAAGCUUGCUGCGCAAACGAUGGUAUUUCAUCUCUGGAAACAGCGGAAUAAUCUGA
Molecule: messenger RNA, 1476 nt
Organism: Raphanus sativus (radish)
Lineage: Eukaryota; Viridiplantae; Streptophyta; Magnoliopsida; Brassicales; Brassicaceae
Exons: 4
Coding region: 1-1476 (491 amino acids)
Source: RefSeq, a predicted model, not a curated record